This is a messenger RNA of Hippocampus zosterae (dwarf seahorse), 1964 nucleotides long. It is a transcript of the gene ssr1, whose product is annotated as signal sequence receptor, alpha. NCBI's taxonomy places the organism in Eukaryota, Metazoa, Chordata, Actinopteri, Syngnathiformes, Syngnathidae. The record is from RefSeq and is a predicted model, not a curated record. The transcript has 10 exons. Gene Ontology annotation, cellular component: endoplasmic reticulum membrane; endoplasmic reticulum. The coding region runs from base 79 to 1053 and encodes 324 amino acids.
AUGAAGAAGCAGUGGAGUAGCGUAGAAGAAGAAAAGCUGGCGUGACGGCUGUCCCCGUGUGUGACUGUGUUGUGCUGUAUGAAUGAUUUGAUGUUAGAAAUGAUGUCAUUUCUUCCCAAACUCCUUCUGCUGGCGUUGUUGGCUUUCCCGGCGCACGUCGUUUUUAGGGGGCCGCUGGUGGGAGCCGAGAUUCGGCGAGAUGACGAUGACAUGGACGUGAUGGAGAUGGAGGAAGACAUCGUGGACGACGUCAUAGACGACGGGAUGGCCGAAGACGGGAUGGCCGACGACGGCGCGGUUGACGACGAGGACGAUGAAGCGGAAGUAGAAGAUGACGAGAAUACGGAACUAAUGGAAGAAAAGGAGGAUGAUGAAGACGAGGAGGAGGAGGCGUUGGUCGGGGAGAUGAAGGCGUCGCCUUUUGCCGACACCACCAUCCUUUUUGUCAAAGGAGAAGACUUCCCGGCCAACGACAUCGUCAAGUUCCUGCUGGGCUUCACCAACAAAGGUUCCGAGAACUUCGUGGUGGACUCCCUAGACGCUUCGUUCCGAUACCCGCAGGACUACCAGUUCCAUAUCCAGAACUUUACAGCCCUGCAGCUGGGGACGGCGGUGCCGCCCGGGCGCCAAGCCACCUUCGAGUAUUCCUUCAUCCCGGCGGAGCCCAUGGGGGGGCGCCCCUUCGGCCUCGUCAUCAACCUCAACUACAAGGACGGCAACGGGAACGUCUUUCAGGACGCCGUCUUUAACCAGACGGUCACCAUCACUGAGAAGGAGGACGGACUCGACGGAGAGACCGUCUUCAUGUACAUCUUCCUGUCCGGCCUCGGCCUGCUCGUCAUCGUCGGCCUUCACCAGCUGCUCGAGUCCCGAAAGAGGAGGCGCCCGGCUCCGAAAGUGGAAAUGGGAACCUCGAGUCACAACAACGUCGACCUCAGCUGGAUCCCGCAAGAAACCCUCAACCAGAUCAUGCAAAGUCGCAGAGACAAAGCGUCGCCCCGACGGUCUCCCCGCAAACGUAACCACAAACGCUCAGGGGGGUCUGACGAGUGAAUGGGUCGCAAGCGACCCGGCGUGCCGCCACCAACGCGACGAGAAGGGCGAGGACGGCAACGCCUCACGUGGUCGCCGACCGAGGACAGUAACUGCGAGUGUCAUCAUGCCGGGCUCCCCCCACCCCCCCAAAAAAAAAACUUUUUAACAUGCUGAACGCUCUUCCACACGACACAGAUUCAACCGAAUGGUUGUGUUGAUCCUGAUGAUAAUCAAGAUGAAUUUUGGAAGACGCUUAACUGCUGACGUCGCUGUAGUGAAGAGCUGAGACGAGGAUUGUCCAAUUGGAAAUGUUUCCAUGCGAAUUGAUUGGAAUAAGAAUGUGCAUAAUUCAGUUUGUGUAAUUCCCUCAAAUGUAUGCGAUGAGCGUGACCUUCAUCGCAAUGUUUACUUACCUUAUGACGAGCAAAACGGUUCAUGUUUGAAUAUCAGAUCUUUCCUCGGAAAUCCACAUAGGUCUCAUGAUUAAUGUACAAUUUGGCACUUUUUCUAAAUUGCCCCGGUUUCAAUUCGUCGUGGAAAUUUCAAUGUUUGCAGCUCUCCACUAGAGUGUCAUGAAAAAAAAUUUCAAAAACACUCUUUUGUUUUCUUUAGUGUUUAUGUGAUGCACUGAUGACUCAAGACAAGUUGAAUAGGAUGAUGGUGGUGAUGAUGAUGAUGAUGAUGAUAUUUGUUGACUGGCAUGCACAGGAGCAAAAAUGUCAGCUAAUUUAUUGGAAAGACAUUUCUGGUGUGGGUGGGGUGUAUUGUUUGUUUUACCACUAGAGGCGACACUGCUGACUUGCCUUUUUUUUAUGUGGGUGUCAGAAGACAAGUACCGAAUUGAACUUUGUCCUUUAUGUCAAGGGCUAUGUUCAUUAUUUCUUUUCUAAUUUGCUUUUUAAUGUCCAGCAAAUAAAGGUUUAUUUGCA